Durio zibethinus is the source of this 1680-nucleotide messenger RNA. RefSeq names its product Acyl-CoA N-acyltransferases (NAT) superfamily protein. Gene Ontology annotation, cellular component: nucleus. NCBI's taxonomy places the organism in Eukaryota, Viridiplantae, Streptophyta, Magnoliopsida, Malvales, Malvaceae. The record is from RefSeq and is a predicted model, not a curated record. Gene Ontology annotation, molecular function: histone H2A acetyltransferase activity; protein N-terminal-serine acetyltransferase activity; histone H4 acetyltransferase activity.
UUAAUAACAAACAAAAAUAAUCUCAGCCUUGGCCGAUUAAUUCCUUAUAUACAAAUUACAAAGCAUAAAAAACGACGCCGUAAGGGAAGAGUUUUGGUGUUCUGUUUGGUGCUCGUUUCAUCUGCUGCAAAAUAAUUUCAAGCUUUUGCUCCUUUAUGAGAUGAGUUCUUUUUACACUCUUUUGUUACUUUCUAAAAUCCAUCGGCUGUUUUUUCGACAUCGGGCAAUCUAAGGACAAAAACAAAGAGGAAAGAGGAAGAAAGAAGGAAGAAGAAAAAGAAAACGAAGAAGGAAGAGGAGGAAGGGGCUCGAUUGUUUUCUUCUUUUUUCUUCUCUUGUUUCCAAUUGACCAGGCAGGUUCUUCUCCAACAGCUGAGGCUGACGCUUCUCUUCUCCUUAUUGGUUCCCAUUGUCAUUCAUUUUCCCUCUCCAUUUCAAAGCUUACGGGAGCUUUCCCUUUUUAUUUGGUAAUAGGCAGACAUGGAGUCUAGCAGAGUGAGUGAGAAAAAGAAGCUGAAACGCAGAGAGAUACUAGAGAAAAAGAAGGCAAUUGAUCAACUCAUCAAAGCCGCUUCUGCUCCAAUUGACCAUCUUGCUUCUUUCCCUUCCUUUCGCUAUUUCAACAGAAAUGGCCUUUGUUUACGCUUGGAAUCGGGGCGUGGAGAUAAGCUCUCCCAUUGUAUGAAACAAUGCAUUCAAAACCUCCUGAAGGCGAAUAUGGAGGGCCUGUAUGGAUUCGAGUGGGCAGCAGAAGAGAAGGUGAAACGGAGGGAAAUGGUUGCUCCGGAAGCACACUAUAUAUUUGUACAUUGGAAUGCCAAUGAGAUGAUGAAGGACAGUUCCCCUACUCCCUCGCUUGGUUUCCUACAUUACCGCUUCACUCUGGAAGAAGAAAUACCGGUUCUUUAUUUAUACGAAUUGCAGCUGGAUUCCUCUGUCCAAGGGAAAGGACUUGGAAAAUUCUUGAUGCAAUUGAUUGAGCUUAUCGCUCAGGAGAACCGCAUGGGUGCAGUGGUGUUAACUGUUCAAAAAUCAAACUCUUUAGCCAUGAAGUUUUAUAUAAGCAAGCUAAGAUAUGUGGUAUCAAGUAUUUCACCUUCCAGAGUCGAUCCAUUGGUUGGAGUUGAAAAGAAUUAUGAAAUUCUUUGCAAAACAUUUGAUCACGAAGCUAAAGUCAUAUUGGAGGUACAUUCAGAAGGAGAUUAGGGUUUGUGGCUGCUUUCAGAUUUGAAAUUGCAUAGAUUCCGAUCAUUCCUGGUUUGUUUAGAUGUGGCAAGUGCCAAAACGGAAUGAAGUGGAUCGUCGUCAGCAGAGGAGAGGCCAAAAUCCACCUUGGAAUGUGGUUAGAUUAUCAAAAUCAAAAUUAGCUGAUUUAUUAUGGGAUUCGGCAUUUCCAGGAAAUUGGACCCCACGCCUUUGGCCCUUGCGGUCUAUGUUGUUCAGUUAUUUCAUGUUGACGUGGCUCAUGUUUAAGUCUGAGGGACCCAAUCUCUUCCAACACUAGCCUUUCAUGCUCGACAAGAGGUGAGAAAAAACAGAAAAAAGUAGACAAACAAAUUUAAGGAAAAAGAAAAGGAGAGAAAUUUUUAUCAAAUGGUAUUGAUGAUAAUUGAUAAUUGUCCUUACACGGUACUCGAAUAUGGCCAUGAAUUGUGCAAAAGAAAUAUGUCUUGAACCACA